Dicentrarchus labrax (European seabass) is the source of this 6372-nucleotide messenger RNA. RefSeq names its product Cbl proto-oncogene, E3 ubiquitin protein ligase (gene cbl). Gene Ontology annotation, biological process: cell surface receptor signaling pathway; negative regulation of epidermal growth factor-activated receptor activity. The transcript has 16 exons. NCBI's taxonomy places the organism in Eukaryota, Metazoa, Chordata, Actinopteri, Moronidae. Gene Ontology annotation, cellular component: membrane raft; plasma membrane. Bases 457 to 3324 code for a protein of 955 amino acids. The record is from RefSeq and is a predicted model, not a curated record. Gene Ontology annotation, molecular function: phosphotyrosine residue binding; ubiquitin protein ligase activity; SH3 domain binding.
UCAAGAGGAGAGGACACACUCCAGUCCACACGGCUUCUGGGCAGAGAAACGGUGCCAUUGUCCUCCAGCUGAGGGCGGGCAGAGACAGGUCUGGUGCUCUGCUAAUUAGCCUGCGUGGGUCCCUGCAGAGAGAGAGACACAGCGGCAGCGCGGCUAGCUGCAGCACGGAGCUGUGAGAGACUGAGGGGGGGGCUUGUUGUAGCCAGACGUUUAUCUGACAAACUGAUGUUGGGUUUACUGAUGGGUGCCUUUAUCCGAUAGUCAUCCCUCCCCUCUACUCCCCCUACUCCCCCUACCCCCGUCGGACCCUGGCUCGGAUUCGCCAAUCGGGCGCUGUCCUCGCCGGGGGGUGCCGGAUCACCAUCGCCCGGUUCAGCUAACUCCAGGCGGCGGUUCGGUCCCCCUUGCCCUGCCUCGUCUGUCUGCCGCUCUGGCCGACCCUAGCCGAGCCCGAACAUGGCAGGGAACCUGAAGAAAGGCGGGGGGCUCAUCGGAAUGAUGAAGGAUGCCUUCCAGCCACACCAUCACCACCUCCACUCCCAUCACCAGCCCGGGGCCGUGGACAAAAAGACGGUGGAGAAAUGCUGGAAACUGAUGGACAAGGUGGUGCGCCUCUGCCAAAACCCCAAAUUGGCUCUAAAGAACAGCCCCCCUUACAUCCUGGACCUGCUGCCAGACACCUACCAGCACCUGCGUACCAUCUUGUCUCGCUAUGAGGGCAAAAUGGAGACUCUGGGGGACAACGAGUACUUCCGGGUGUUCAUGGAGAACCUAACCAAGAAGACCAAGCAGACCAUCAGCUUGUUUAAGGAGGGCAAGGAACGCAUGUACGAGGAGAACUCGCAACCCAGGCGUAACCUCACCAAGCUGUCACUGAUCUUCAGCCACAUGCUGGCUGAGCUGAAGGCCAUCUUCCCCAAUGGUCUGUUUCAGGGUGACAACUUCCGCAUCACCAAGGCAGAUGCUGCAGAGUUCUGGAGGCGUGCCUUUGGCGACAAGACCAUUGUGCCUUGGAAGGUGUUCCGUCAGUCUCUCCAUGAGUUUCAUCCCAUCAGCUCCGGACUGGAGGCAAUGGCCCUUAAGUCCACCAUAGAUCUCACCUGUAACGACUACAUCUCUGUCUUUGAGUUUGACAUCUUCACCAGGCUAUUCCAGCCUUGGUCGUCCCUGCUGCGGAACUGGAACAGCUUGGCAGUUACUCACCCGGGGUACAUGGCCUUCCUCACCUAUGAUGAGGUCAAAGCGCGGCUGCAGAAGUUCAUUCAUAAGCCUGGCAGUUACAUCUUCCGACUGAGCUGUACGCGGCUGGGCCAGUGGGCCAUCGGCUAUGUGACAGCAGAUGGAAACAUACUCCAGACCAUUCCCCACAAUAAACCCCUCUUUCAGGCCCUCAUCGAUGGCUUCAGGGAAGGAUUCUAUUUAUUCCCUGACGGCCGGACCCAAAACCCAGACCUGACAGGACUGUGUGAGCCUUCACCUCAAGACCACAUCAAAGUCACACAGGAGCAAUAUGAGCUGUACUGUGAGAUGGGCUCCACUUUCCAGCUGUGUAAGAUCUGUGCCGAGAAUGACAAGGAUGUGAAGAUUGAGCCCUGCGGUCAUCUCAUGUGCACCUCCUGUCUCACUGCCUGGCAGGAGUCAGAGGGUCAGGGAACGGGAUGUCCCUUCUGUCGCUGUGAGAUUAAGGGUACAGAGCCUAUAGUCGUGGAUCCUUUUGACCCCAAGGACAACAGCGGGGGCUCCUGCAGGGGCACGUUCGGCGCCGAGGGUGCUCCGUCACCAAGCUAUGAUGAUGAUGACGACGACAGACUUGAAGACCCCCACCUCAUGAUGAGCAAACUUGCCUGUUCAAAGGUGGAGCGCCCCCCGUCACCAAUGUCCAUGGCUCCUCAGUCCUCUCUUCCCCCUGUACCUCCAAGACUAGACCUUCUACCACACAGACCUCCCAACCCCCCUGGAGCCUCCAGCCCUGGGGUCACCACUAAGGCAGCAUCUCACCACAAAGACAAGCCUCUCCCCCUCCCCCCUGCACUGAGGGAUCUCCCCCCUCCUCCUCCUCCAGACCGCCCCCACGCAGCCGGGCCAGCCCCGGAUGGACGGUUGCAGAGAAGGCCUUUACCCUGCACUCCCGGGGAGCCCCUUCGAGAUAAGCUCCCUCCUGCACCGCCAAACCGGCCCCUUGCUGACUGGAACUCUCGACCAGUUCCCAAAGCCCCCACCUCCUCGUCCUUAUCCUCCUCCUCCUCAUCUUCCUCAUCCACCCAAGUCUCCAGUCUGGGACUGGACAUUCGAGCAGGUGUCAGAGAACUCUCCAACCGGCACUCCCUCCCCUUGGCGUUGCCCUCCAUGGACACACGCUCGGACUCACAGAAGAACAACAGCUCCCUCAGUCUGGACCACCAGCUGACUUUUGCAGCAGUAGCCAGUCAAGAUUACGACAACCCCAAAGUCAAGCCCUCAUCCUCAGCCAACGCCAUCUAUUCAAUGGCAAUUAGACCUUCUCCAGCCCCUAGGCCUGUGGCAGGAGAGGAGUCACGUGAUAGUGAGGAGGAGUCAGAAUACAUGAUCCCCUCCUCUCGCCCCAUCCUGCCUCCCAUCACGGCCCCACCUGUAGGGGAGACCCCACCGGUCCCCAGGCAUCCACAGCCUCUGUCAGCACUCCAAACACAGACCCAAGCCUCCACACUCAGCUCAAGACUCGCACUGGCUGAACUUGAGGAUGGACCCCAAAUGUAUGAAGCCAUGUACAACAUCCAGUCCAGGUCACAACAAGCCAGAGAUUCAGACUAUUCAGAGUUGCCCCCUCUGGCGAUGACCAAUGGUCCCAGAGAUCAUGCGGCCGAGGACAGGGAAGAGGAAGAAAAUGGCUACGACUUCCCGAAACCCCGGCUGCCAAUGCCCCCCGCCCGACGGACCCUUUCAGAACUGGGAGGGUCGUCUUCCUCAUCUUCAUCUUCCUCAUCAUGCUCAUCCUCCACAGCUGCGCUCAGCCGCCUUUCUAUAGAUUCAGAUGCUGGAGCUGCAGCAUCCUUCUCAGAGCCGGUAGAAGCACCAGAGAGACCUCCAAAGCCCCUGCCCAGACGAAUCAACUCAGAGCGUCGACCCAGCCCCGUCCCGCCCGUCCCUGCUCCACCUUGUAGUGGGGCAACAGGAGGAGAAGCCAACCCUCAAAUCAGUAGCGAGAUCGAGCACCUCAUGAGUCAGGGAUACUCUUACCAGGACAUCCAGAAAGCACUGAUGAUUGCACAGAACAAUAUCGAAAUGGCCAAGAAUAUCCUACGUGAGUUUGUCUCUAUUCCCUCCACCGCGCAUGUUCUUACAUAGCACACUCCUUGUGUCUCUCUCGUGUUUGCUCUCUCGCCCUAGCUUGGCCCAGCCUGGUUGGGUUUAGGUUGGCCCGGGCCAGCCCAAAGCCCAAAAGCUCAUUGCCUGCAGCACUACCUCCGGUGCUGGUCGACGCCCUACGCCCCUGUGGAUUUUUAACUGGCUGUUACUCCAGCGAGCUCACGACAUCUCUGGGACUCCGCGCCCUGCACUCCAUGGGCUUUCAGCAGUGUCUGGCCUUCUUUAAACUGCUACAGCAGGCCUCUUCGUUAUAAAGGACAUCUCCGCAGGACUGACUCGGCGCAUGCGGAACAGUGACGGGACGCUACGUGACGGCAAGACUUUUUGUAGGAAUCCUGGGAAGACCGAUUCUUCUCUUUCAUGUCGAAGCCUCUUGCUGAAAAUGUAACCAACACCUCACAAAUAAAACUAAAAAUGUAUGUCUAUAUGAAAAUUUAAUAUAUGAGUAAAUAUAUAUUAAAUGUGUGUAAUAUAUACAGUACGUGCAUAUACAGUGUGUAAAAAUGACUUCAGCUUUGAGGAUUGCUGUUGGUACAAGCGAUAUGGGUAGACGGGGACCAGAUUAAAGGGGGGGGUUUGGCCCCUUUCUGGUGGACUGAGGGGUGUGAGAGUGUGGAGAAACACAUGCUAGGAAGAGGAGGAGUCGGGGUAUCUUCCUCCAUUAGGAUGUGUUGGUCGGCAGCAGCUUAGAAGACGUGCAGCAGAGCUUUUUCAUGAUGAAUUCAGUCUUUUAUGGCCUUUGAUUAACAAUGUUGCUUUGGUACUUUUUUUCAGAAAAACAUGCUUGUUUUGUCGUGUUGUAUUUUUCAAAGUAGCAUGACGAUGGUUUCAGGUCUGAUCUGUUUGUCUGGCAGUGUUUCUGUGUCUUUUGUGUGUGUAUGUUUUUGUGUGUUUAUGUAUGUAUGUGAGCGUGCGUGUGUGCGUGUGUCUGCCAGACUCUACUCCUCAUGACCUGCUCUUAAACGAACCCCUAUUCCUGUACAACAUGAAUGUGGAAUUACAGACAGUAUACUCAGACUCGUGCUCUGGAAACGUACUACUGCUCUAACUCAUAUGGCAGGGCCUAGUGUAGCUGUAGAGCCUGGCAGUGAGAUUAUUAGAGGACGUGCUAAUGUUGACGACCCUGCAGUACCAGACAGGCAAGUGUUGUGCGAUCCGUGGUGGCUGAAACGUUUUCGUUCUGUCUUCGUCUAACUUCAUUGGCUGGCUGGUUCGGAUUUCUGUCUCCAGCUCAGUCCAGUGUUAUGAAACAAAAAAAUGUCAUUGAUUUACUUUGGUAAUAUAUUAUUGUAAUAUGAUCAUAAAUAUUGUUAUUAUAAUUAAUUCAGAAGUGCUUCACUGCUGCUACUAUUGUUAGUGCUAAACAAUUACGCCUUAAAUGUACAUUUGUGAAUAUUGUGUUUAACCGUCAUCCUGUUUCUUUAAAGUGACAGUAUCACCUGUUUCUCCAGUCCGUGAUGUAGCAUACUUGAAAGUACAAGCGGCUUGUGAGCCUGCAGCUCUCUCAAGCUGCCGACUCUUCAGUGUUUUAAACCUUUUUUUUUUUUAAAUAUAUUCUCUGAUUCUCUACAGGUAGACUCUGUCUGUCUACAGCAACAGUAAUAAAGCAAACAAAAUGCUUUCGGUAUGGAAACCAGCCAUUUUGUAUUGGAGUCAGGCUUCUCUUUCACAUCAAUUCCCUUCUUGCGGCAGUUCAACCCGCUAAAAGGGAGUGAUUGCUGAUCCUUUUUUUUUUAAGUAGGCUCAUGGGUUUGCUGGCCCACCCCCAAGUCUACAUUAGAAUCAGUAUUUGGGCCAACUGUAAGAACUAACUCAGGAAUAAUGUUUAACUAAACGAGUGGCGUUCACCCUGGCUGUCAAAACCCAGAGGAGACUCAUUGGCACAGACAGCUCACCUGCUGUCUGUUUAUCCAGGUGACAUGUAGCCAAAACUAUCCGCUUAAUGAAGUCACACAAGUAGCCUAUUACCUUUUUUUCUUUUCUUCAUAUUUUAACUUGCACAUUUUUUGUAUUAUUUCCGAUGUUGGCAGGACUAGAGACAGCAGCUUCAUUUCCAGGUACUAUGAAUGAAUAAGAUAAAUAAAAGUUUUGAGGUACAUUGACAUGAACUUCUCCCAGCAUAUGAAGAAGAAUGUUUUUUUUUUUUUUUUUUUGGGAGGGUUAAUCAUGUCAAUAGCCCUGGCUUAUUCUGGGUAAUUCUGUCUGUUGACUGGAAGCUAUCUCCACGCUGUCUGGCCAUCCUCUAGUUCUUUUUUUUUUUUUCUGUUCCUAGUUGCCUUGAGAAACUUCUUGAAUGAUGUGUAAUGGACGGGGAGGUCCCCAAUCCUCAAUACUGUACCAAUGUUUUGUUGAUGUUUUGAGGACAGCAUGUCAUUUUAUUAUUUACCUUUUUUUUUAUUAUUUUAGUUUUUGCACAGUAUACCAAUUUGUGCUUUGAUACUGUCACUCUAAAGAAAAGCUAAUUGUAUAAAGUUAGUGAUACGAAAAGAAAAAAAAUGGCUGUUUUAUUUUCAUUUUGCAUUCCUGUACUUGUAUUUUGUUCCAAAGGUUUUGUUUACUUGUGUGAAUAAUUCUGUGAGCAGUGCCAUAUGUUAAAAGAUCCUCACCAUGUUUAGAAUAAGGCCUUGUUUUUGAAGAGCGUUUGUAGGUAUUGAGCUGUACCUGUUGAUCUCUGAAGGCAAGAUUGUGCAGUAUUUGCUUGUAUUAAUCUGUCUUCUCUUCCUUGUCGGCCGCAUCAGGCCUCCUCUAUGAGCACAAGUGCUGAUCUGUUAAAGGUCUCGAGAUAAACCAGGUCCUAGAUCAGUGCUCAGCCUCAGAGAUGCUGGAUGCAGACCAGGCCCCCCUGUUACCCUCAGUCCCCGUGUUGGGGUACUUCAACUUUCUGCCAGAAGAGGGAGCUGUUGUUCCAUGUAGCCGUGUCGCUUCUCGUCAGUAAAAGGCAUUCAUUAACUUUUUGAUGGUUUUUAAAGCUCAUAUCACUUUGGAAGUAUGCACAGUGCUGUUAAUAAAAAUGAUAAGCAAAAGCCA